Molecule: messenger RNA, 4349 nt
Organism: Harmonia axyridis
Lineage: Eukaryota; Metazoa; Arthropoda; Insecta; Coleoptera; Coccinellidae
Exons: 3
Coding region: 2157-4349 (730 amino acids)
Source: RefSeq, a predicted model, not a curated record
UUUUCAGCUGAAGAAGUGAUGUUUCAACCGAAAUCGUUAGUUGAAAUUUCACAAUCUGAAAUAAGUAAAUGUAUGGCUAGGAAAAAGCAGGGGAUAUUAGAGCUUGGAUCAUUUCUACCACGAACGGUGUUCUAAGGAUUGUUGAAAGAUCAUAAAAGAGUUGUGUUUGUAGACGUAUGGAAAAAAGUAGAUAAUACUGAAAAUGCUUACAUCGAAUUCAACCAAAUGGAUUGCGAAUCGGAACUGAACUAUUAUAAUUUCAGCUGGCAUAAUUUUAUGAAAAAUGAAAAUGAUUGGAUGUAUUUAUUAUAUCAAAACGAAUGGGAGUUCUUUUACUCUAAAAGAGAUUUAACGAUAAUUUCAAUUUCAUAUAUUUCUUCUGAUCUAUCUUUAUCGAUCUGCUCUAUAUGUCAUACAACGAUACAAUCAUUUUACCCAUUUAUUAUGAAUAAUUUCAAUUUCAAACGACAAAUUUUAGGAUUGGAUGUUACCACAGACGAUUUACCCGAUUUCCUCAGAGAUGAAAACCACUGGUGUAGUAUUUGCAUAAGCCAUCCAUUGUUCACUAUAGAUGUAUAAUCAUUCUCAGUAAACAAUAGAUUUAUGUAGAGUAUCUUUCUAGUUUGACCGCAUAUAUUAAGGAUUUUUAAAUAAAUUCGCUACUUAAAGAUGUUGAUCCCCAGUUUUCUUCUCGAAUUCAAACGCAUAGUUGCAAGUAAAUUAAACGAUCUCAGACCACACUUAAUUAAUUGUUUUUCAUUUGUGAUAGGUAUAGGGUAAAAAAUCAAUGAGUAUGAGUAUGAGUAAGAUUUUAUUUUCAGCAUGAUUUUACAUAAUUAUGAUAGGAAUGCAUAUACUGUCGAUUGGAUGUUUUUCUAAGCAUACUGGACACUCUUUGAACGACGGUGCACAAUAGAUACAAUACUAUCACUCACAAGACACUAUAUGUUCAUAAGGUAGAAGCGAAAUCUUUUUUCAGUAGUAGAGAAUUGUAAUGUGGGAAUCAUAGUAUGUGUUGUUUCCAAGGUCGUCAUCAUCCUCACAUUUCCAUUCACUAUUCCACAAUAGAAACGACACGUCGAGAUAGUAAAAAAUCCGGCGUUCGAUAAUUCAGAUGGUUUUGCUUCAUACGCUUUGGUCAAUUCUUGUAGGUUGAUAGCCUAGUUUCGUAUAUGAUUUGAUUCAGGAAGCAAGGAUCUUUGGCUCUGACUCUGCAGUCUUCAGGUAUUGAAUUUGGAGAAAUUUUUACAUUCGAACACAUCUUGUUGUUGACUGUGGUUUGAAGAUACACUGAGACUACUUGUUAGUGGUUAAGUCGUGUAGAAAUGAUUAGGAAGUUGUCUGCGGUAAAAACGAUACUGAUAAGGUGUGUCUCUGAAUAUUGAAAUUUUGAUUAAGUGGGUGCUCCUCUAGUGAAAUCGAGAGAUAAAUUUUCAUAUGGAAUAUCCAAAAUCAUUUCUUUAUAUAAAUCAAUAUAGAUGGUGCUAGUGGAAAUAUAUUACUGAAAAGGAUGAUAUAUUCAGAUAAGUAUUUGACAGUUUUUUCCAUAAGAAUGGUUAAUAGAUUUGUAUAUAUCCUGAGCACAGCUAAAAACUACGAGAAAAUCAGAAACGAAAAAUGUGACAAUUUUUUAUUUAGAAAAGCAUAAUUUCAAUAUCCAAUAUAUUUCGACUAAUAAAUAACUCCAGCUCGCCGAAGAUGGUCCACCAAAUAUUGUAUUCUUUCCGCUGUAUAUUCAGUAAAUUUCGUGUGAUACAGUAGUCGUAGCUCAUCAACUACAUCAUUGAUUUCGAGUGUAGCAUAAUCUCUUCCGGGGUCCUGUGAUCUUUGAUCGGCUUUCAUACGUUCUUGUAAUUCAUCAUGUUUAAUGAAGAUAUGUUUUUUCAAUGUAUCAUUUCGCGUGAAUUUCUUUCCACACACAGUACAAGGGAAUUCAAUUUUCUUAUGUUUAUUUAGGUGUCUGCUCAAAUUAUUAGGUAGAGUAAAAUUUUUUCUACAGAUUUGACAAGUAUACAUCUUGUUUCUUGUUACAGAAAAUAGAGACUGCUCAGUAUCCGCUUUGUAUCCACUUUAUAUCCGCUUUGUAUCCGCUUUAUAUCCGUUUUUAUUUAUGAGUAUCCGCUUUAUAUCCGUUUUUAUUUCUGAGUAUCCGCUUUAUGUACACUUUCCACGUAUUCGAGUACCUUUUCAUAACUUUGGAAGCUUCGGGCAUCUUCGUGUAUCUUCGUGUAUCUUCGUAUCCCCUCAUAAAUCUAUAUGGAGCUUACAAGAUGAUUUAUGUUUCAGCUGCAUCGAGAAUGUUCGACAUGAAAGGUUGUCUACAGUUGAUAACAUCGUUAGUGGCUUUAUACAUGAGCACGCAUGAUGAGAGUGUAAUAGAUGAUGGUUUGAAAAAUUGUUCCCUGGCUAUACGAAGAAUCAAUAAAAAAUUAAAAAAUACUUCGUCUGUUGGAGGAAAGCAGAGUCUUUUAACUACCCUGAACCAUGUGAAGUCUUACAGAUCUAAAUUCAAGUUCUUGAGAAAAAAGGGGUCUGGUAUCGAAAGUCGUCGAAAAGAGACAGCUAGGGAUAGAGUGAAAUGGAAUGAUUCUACAUCGGCAUUUGGAUCGAGAAUUCGAACUGGAGUUAUCGCUAAUUUAAAACAUAAAGAUCCUAAGGAUUUUCUCAUGGAUUCUCGAUCUAUCUUUCACAGAAGAUUAAUAAAUGCUCUGAAAAAGGAUGAAGCUGUGAAGGUGAAUGCAGUGUUCUGUGGAGAGUUUCGGAUCAUGACAGCGAAUAAAAUUCAGGAGGAAUACAAAUAUUUCACUACAUCAAACUCGCCUAUUUACCGAGACACAAACAUCACCGAAUGGUUCAAUAAGAAUGUCUUGGUACCCAUCUUGAAGGAACUCGAAGAAUUCCAAGAAAGAGAUAGUGGAUGGGCUUUGGUGAAUGUUGUUAACCUUGGGGUGAAUAUAAAUAAGUUUACACCUCAACUUGGAAGCUCCUACAUCAAAUUGCCACCUCAAAUUCGCGAUAAGAAUGCUUGUAUAAAUAUAAAAAACAAAGAUGAAGCAUGUUUUGCAUGGGCUGUUACAUCUGCAUUACACCCCGUUGAAAUGCAUCCUGAACGAAUAUCCAAGUAUCCACAUUAUUCCAAAGUGUUGAAACUAAAGGGGAUACAAUUUCCUAUGACAAUGAAACAGAUACCUAACUUUGAGAAGCAAAACCAGAUAUCUAUCAACGUAUAUGUUUUGAAGAAAGAACAAGACGUAUUCAAUACAUUUCCAUCAUACCUAACAAAUAAUAUGAUGAAAAAACAUGUGAACCUCCUCCUCCUAGUACAAGACCGCUAUACAGAUGAUGGUACUCCAGUUCGAUAUCAUUAUGUAUGGAUCAAAAAUUUAUCUCGUCUUGUAUCGAGUCAGUUGAGUAGGGAAAAGAAUCGAAAAUUCAUAUGUGAUAGAUGCCUACGGUACUUCCGAUCACAGGAAAAAAUUGAUAAGCACUCAGAAGAUUGUAGGAAUAUGAACGAAACCUCUAUAAAAAUGCCUGAAAUAGGAAAAAAUAUUCUCAAAUUCAAAAAUCAUCAGAAUAAGGAGAAGGUUCCAUUCUUAAUUUAUGCUGAUCUGGAGAGUAUAUUGAAGCCUACUAAUUCAAAAAAUAACUAUCAAGAACACAAAGCUGCAGCAGUUGGAUACUAUGUAAAGUGUUCUUAUGAUGAUACCCUAAGUUUUUAUCGUUCAUAUCGAGGACCUAAUUCUAUGACAUGGUUUGCAGAUGAAAUGAAUCAAUUUGCUGAAGACGUUGAAACAGUGUUUCUUUGCCCUUAUGAUAUUGAUAUGACGUCAAAGCAGGAGGUCGAAUUUCGGAAAGCUACUCACUGUCAUAUCUGUGAAGAAAGUUUCAAACCUGGAGAGAAAAAAGUACGAGAUCACAAUCAUCUAUUAGCCGAAAACAAUUAUCGUGGAGCAGCACAUGAAGGAUGCAAUAUCAAUUAUAAGGAUAGCCACACGAUUCCUGUAGUGUUCCAUAAUUUAAGUGGGUACGAUGCCAAUUUUGUGAUAAAAGAUAUCGCUACAAGGAUGGAAGGAAAGAUUGAAUUACUGCCGAUAACGAAGGAAAAGUAUAUCAGCUUCACUAAACACUAUGAUGAAUAUUGUGUCAAUUUCCGAUUCAUCGAUAGCUUUCGAUUUAUGUCUUCCUCACUAGAUCGAUUAUCUUCAGGUUUAGAAGAUUUUCCCAACCUCAAAUCACAAUUUCCUAAUGAACCUGAGGAGCAUAUUAGUCUUCUCACAAAGAAAGGGGUAAUGCCGUAUGAUUAUAUCGACUCUAAUGACCGAUUCAAUGAAACCUCUCCCACCAAUUGA